AUUUGAACCCAAGUAUCUUUACAACUUAGUGAUGGUGAAAAAUGCGAAGAAACAAACAGCCAAAAAAAUUUUUUGUUGUUGGCGUGUGUAAUAAAAAUGAGAAGAAACAAACAGACAAAAAAAUUUUUUUUGUUGGCGUGUGUAAUAAAAAUUAAUUAAAUAUACAGGUUACAAUAAACAAAUUAACUUUCGAUUUCGAUUUAAAAACCUGAAGAAUUUUUUACGUUUGGCGAGGAUAUUGCUAUGGUCACAUUGGAAUAUAACUGAUAAAGAAAUUAGGAUAUUCAAAUUUAUUAUUUAAGAUUAUAUAAAGAUAUUCAUUUAUUCAAGAUAUUUGGUUAAGAUAUUAAAGAUAUUUAAAGUCAUGGCAUUAUCUGAUGUUCAAUCUAUGUACAACCAAGGAACUAUUCUCCGUAUUAAAAGGAAACGAACUGAAGAUCCUUUUAAUGCUCUGUUAAUUCGCAGUUCAAAACAGAGAAAAGAAAAUGAAUGUAUUCCAACAGUUGAUCAUGAUAGUUCUCAAAGUUUAUUUUGGUUUGCUGGUACAGUUGAACAUGAAUCCACAGAGAAAGUUGUAGGAGAAUUCAAGAAGUUUGGAUGGAAACAAGUUAAAUCUAAUGAAAGCAUAAAGCAAAGAGCUAGAAAAGAAAAUCAAGGAAAGCAUCAUUUAUCCAGAUUUAAACUAAUCUCAAGUCGUAGAAAUCAAGAUAAACCUUUAGAAAAAAGUGAAUCCGAUUGCGAGAAAAAUUUUGAAGUUUUUGAUAUUGUAUCUGAUGCACCUUCUGUAUCUGUUGAUAAUCCAGUUGUAGAAGAUUGUGAUGACAUACUUUGCAAUUCUGUUAAAAUGAUCAGACAUAAUUUAAUCAUUGAAAAUGAAAAUACUAAUGAAAUUAAACAAACUGACUAUGUGUAUGAUUUAUACUUUGCACCUGAGGAGAUUCAACGCUCUGACAAUGAGUUGUUAGAUAUUGAAUUUUAUGAAGAUAUUUUAGAUGCAAAUGAAGAGAUCGAUGAUGAUAUUAUUGACGAUGAAGAUGAUUCAAAUGAUGAAAAUAACUGGAGAAAUGACUAUCCAGAUGAAGAAGAAUACAAUUCAUCUAUUGACGAGGAAUAUCACACUGACACCUCGACUGAGGAGGAGGAUGCUUGCAAUUAUGGUGAAUACAGAAACAGACGAAUACCUAUGAAUCUAUAUGAAACGUCUGACCAAAACGAAUAUUUUGAGACUGUAGCUAGCAGUGAUGAUGACUUGAGUAGUUAAAAUACCUCCGCUUUUGAUUUCGAAAAAGCCAAUGGGAAUCGAUAAACUGCUGCUUAAUGUCGACAAUGACUUUAUUUUCCUCGACAUUGACAACUGAAAAAGUUGGUAUAUCGUCAUGCCUAAAAUUUCAAUGAAUUCAGUAAAGAAAAAUUUAAAGAGAACGUUUUUCUAUAAUAA
Messenger RNA from Hydra vulgaris (swiftwater hydra), 1438 nucleotides. Its product is annotated as probable RNA polymerase II nuclear localization protein SLC7A6OS. The record is from RefSeq and is a predicted model, not a curated record. Lineage: Eukaryota; Metazoa; Cnidaria; Hydrozoa; Anthoathecata; Hydridae. Gene Ontology annotation, biological process: developmental process.